CCGCACACCUUACGAUUGGUCUGCGACCCGAUUUCAGAAUAAAAUGUAGUAGAAUUUGAUGCUAACAUUGAGACUUGGAAUAUCUUACUGUGUAAUGUUCUAAAUCAUUGUACGAAUACCUAUGUUCAAAUCUGUGACUAUGCUAUCAUCCUUCUUGGAAUAAAAGCGAAUUUAAAGGUUCCAUGACACAGAAAUCAUUCAUUUUAGAAGUAAGCUUUUUUUUACUGUAGUUUUUCGUGCAAAACCCGAAUCUGUCAUCGUUUUCCUCGCUCGGCUUACAGGUUUCGAGUAAUUCCUUGAAAAUGAACUUCAACGGGAACGCCCACUUUAUUUUUGAGAAAAAUCGGCAAAUCGAGCUGUCAAUCAUUGUGACGUCACCUGAAGAACGAUCGAUCGCGUUUGCCCGACUUCCGGGUUUACUAUUCAGCUUUAUUUCGUACACGCUCGCUUGUUACUCAACUUUGCUUCGACGAAUAUUUCAUCCAAUUGCUUCAAUUUUUUUGGUAAUUUUGAGCCAUCAUGCCAUCAUCGGAUUCAUCAGACGUUGAUUCAGGGUCUGAGUACUCGUUUACUGACUCAUCAGAUUCUGGUAGCAGUUCAGGCGAUGAAAUUGAGGGGAUUGUACCUUACAGAUUCGAGCCGGAGGCAGGAUCAGAUGAGGAGGAGGUGGAAGAAGUUGUAGUCGACAACCUACGUCAAGAGAGACUUGAAAACAAUUUCUGGUGUUCAUGCAGUGGGGACUGUGCACCAAUGCCCAUCGUCCGGGAGUGUGUUUGCUGUAAAGAGAUCCCAGAGGUUGUCCAUAAGAUGGAUUCUUUCAACGGUGGUGAACUUGAUUGCAUCACAAACCAUCCAGGCUUUGAGGGGGUUUGUCUCAACCCCUGGGUCCUGGAGACGGCCUAUUUCCACUACCGGCAGCAGUAUGGAGGAGGAGGUCGCAAUGAUGCGACAGAGAAUGAGAAGAACCGUCAUGUGGCUUAUCGUCAACUUGCCCGCUGGUGCUGGGGUUUCCUGGGACGAGCAGUAAGGGUCCCCCUUCCAUCGUGCGCCGUGAGAGUAAUCAGGGAUACCUUCCCAUCAGAAGUCUACCGUGGCUUCCAGGAGCUAUGAUGUAAGCAAGUAAAGCCAGCCCUUUGGAUGUAAGAGACUGUAUGAUGAUCACCUUUUUUUUUUAUUGCAAUCUUAUUGUUUUUUAAUGGUUAUUUUUUUAGAUAAUAAAGUUGAAAAAUAACCAACACUUCAUUGUGUCUUUCAUUAUUUGUUUACUGGUGUGUUACUAGAAAGGAUGUGUCCUGUGCGGUGAUUGUAAAGAUUAUAUGAGAAGUUGAUAUUACUAUUACAGGAAAAAUUAAUGGACUUAUUUAUUAAAUAAUGCAGAUUAUAUAUUUUUUAAAAAUUGUACUUCAGUCAUGUGAAUGAGAGAAUAAGGGGGACAAUUAUUCAAUGAAAAUAAUAGUAUAUGAGAAUGCAUAUUGAAAGAAAAAUUAUUAACAGUGUAUAUGACAUAACUUGUUAGUAGCAUAUCUAGUUGGAGCAAAGGUGCACAUAAUCUACACAUAAGCACCAUAUUUAAUUGCAUUUACCAAGAUAAAACAAAUACCUACAUCCAUAAAAGGUUUGCAUACUUUAAUUGAAUUCAGUAACUAUAGAAACUAUUAUUGGUUGGAAAAGGGUGCAAUUAAUUAGCUUGCCCUUGGCACCAUCUAGACCUGCUACUUUGUUAAAAAUUUGGGAAAAGGUGUGAUUUAUGAAGAGAGAGUACACAUCGAAUGAUAAAACAAUAAAAGUGAGAGUACUGAUGUGAGAUUGGCGAGGGACGAGUGAUUAUGCAAGAAAUUGUAAGAGGAAGGGAAUGAGUUUUUAUUUGUAUGAAGGUGAACUGGUACAAAGCUUUAAGUAGGCAAACGUUCAAAAAGUUGUUGCAAGGGUUCGAGCAAUCUUGGUACGAUAUUGGAUAUCGUGAGACAAGAUCGAGAUCCAGGAUAUUAUGUGAAGAGCACAUGAAUUUUAAAAGAAAAUAUCAAAAUAGGUUUUGAAUCCUCCAUAAUCAGUGCCAACUCUGAGACAUUGAAUCUGUGCAUGAUAAGCUUCAGAUCUGAUCAAGGGAAAGGGGGGAGGGGUGCCACAAUAAUUAUUUAAAAUGUACAAAAAAAAUACAUUAAAUAGAAUUCACAUAAAGCAUUUUUAUCUUUUUACACUUUUCUAUUCUUUAAUAGUUUCACUGUUGGAUCCAGGGGAGGGGACACAGCUGGUCUGUUCCCUCCCCCUUUUGAGAGGCACAAUUAAAAUUUGAAAUGUAAAGAUGCCUUUCUAACACAAGGGUGUCCCUCCUUUUGUAUGCGAGGACCCUUUUUUUUUGGGGGGGGGGGGGCUUGUCAAUUAUUCUCAUGGAUGAAAUGACCUUCGAUUUCAGGUGAAAACCUUUUUUGAGGGGAGGGGGGCUUGUCAAAUAUUCAUCAGAAAAAUGUGCCCCUCCGAUUUGGAAAAUCCUGGAUCCGCCCCUGGUUUCGACUGUUGUACCACACGAAACCCCCCCCCCCACCUAAAAAAAAAUGUGGAUUUGAAUUAUAAGAAAAAAAUCUCGCUAGUAUAAUGGGAAAUUUAAUAGAAAUCAGGAUAAAUAUGAUUUUUUUAUUUUUUCACAAAAUUACAUGCACACACACUUAUCUGUACUUACAAAUGAGAAAAUUUAUGAUGUCACCAACUGUUUUUUCUUCUAAAUAUUAUGACCUAUGCUCUCUUCUUUUUGUUGUUGCCAAUUUGGCAUUAAGCACUCUUCACCCUAUCACAAUAGGUUACAACCAUGGCAUUCCAAGUGUUAGUGAGUUGAUCAAACUGAAUAAUGAAUGUAAUAAAUACAAAAGAAGUGUGUGGCAUCACCUAUUCUCUCAUUUAUAGCAACCAGGAUGUGCAUAUAACUGUUUUGUGAAAUUAGGCGAGACUGUAAAUAUCAUAAAAACUUCAAUCCAAAUAUAAUAUCUUUCAAUUUUAAUAACAAGCGAACUAAAUCUGCUGUCUAAAUGUAAACAUAUCUUCCAGCUACAGCAAACAAUAAGUUUUAUCGAAAAGCAAAAUAACAUCUUUUUAUAGUUUGGUAUAAUACAGGCAAGGUUAGAAACAUGAAAUCUCUUGUUAAAAAAUAGUACAUUGAAUAACACAUCUUUGGCAAAUAUAAGAUAUGAGAAAUAAUACUCCUGAAUAUGAAAUUUACAAAUCACUGGUGUAUUAAUAAAAACGAAUGAGAGUUGUAUUUAUAAAAAUGCAUGAGAGAUGAUUUUUGUGUGAAUAGCUCAAUCAGUCCUUUAUGUAUGUUAUUCAACAGGGAACGGAAGAUGAUCAACAGUGCAUCAGAUCCCUUCUAAUGACAAUAUGAAGUAAAUCCAGAUCAUCAUAACAUAAAGGCAAUAUUGCAAUACAUAAAAUGCAAUACAUGUAUUAAUUCACAACUAUUAACCAAUCAUAAAAGUUGUUUCUGAAUUGCAAUUGAUCGUACACCUUCAAUUUGCUCUAAUGGGGAAGGGGGGUCAAAAUCAAACAACAAUAGUGGAGAAGCAAACAUUGUAAAGUGCAAAUGCAUCUACAAAUGUAAUCAGCUAACGUACCAAGCUAACACAAUUAAUCCCAACUUGCAGUUCAUGGAUGUGCAUAUGUGUAUAUUUACAAGCAUGGUUUUAUAUAUAUGUAAAACUAACAGAUAAUAUUAAUAAAUAAAAUGUAAAAAAUACAUAGCUAAAACAUGUAUAUAGUUUCUUAAUUCCAAUAGUCAUGUAGUCUCAUCUAUAAAAGUGCCACUGAUAGAAAAGAUUGGUCAUGCUUUGGCUAGUAGUGAAAGUAAAAAAUGGCAAGUAAAUAUGACUUGUACUGAAAUGUGACAAAUGAAAACCCUAAAUAUGUCCAUACAAUCAGUAUAAAUUUCUAGCAUCAUGAAAUAUUGCUGUUUGUUUAGGAAUCAAUUAAAUGUACGUAAAGGAUAUAAUCACAUUUUUGUCAUCCGACCAUGAAUGAUGAUUCUCUUUUCUGUAGCACUUGAAAAGAUCAAGGUCUGGAUAUGACAAAAAUAUAUACAAUUUCUUUGAAACACACAGUAUACUUUAUACGACACAAAUAAAAACCUGAAUCAAUUGAGUAAUACUAUUCACAUGCUCAUACUACAACAUGUAACUUUUUCAUAAAAAAUACUUCCAUGUCUAACUUAAUUGCUACAUUGAAAGUACAUUUUGUAGACCAGAUUACUUUUCCCUACAUUUAUACAUAUCUUUAAUUAAAGUUCUGGCAAUAAAUACACAUUUUUU
Molecule: messenger RNA, 4292 nt
Organism: Lytechinus pictus (painted urchin)
Lineage: Eukaryota; Metazoa; Echinodermata; Echinoidea; Temnopleuroida; Toxopneustidae
Exons: 3
Coding region: 520-1110 (196 amino acids)
Source: RefSeq, a predicted model, not a curated record